AAAAGAUAUUUAAUCCACAACUUAAUCUUUUAAUAACCAGCUCAAUAAUUCAGUCGCUUCUGAAUCCUCAAAAUUAAAUCAUGAAUUUUCAAAGCAGAAUUAUAAAACUUUUUAUUAUUCUUUUUGGUGUUCUUAUUGUUGUUGCUGCUAUAGCUGGGGGUGUGCUUUAUGCUAUUUAUUCAAAAGAUGGAGAUAAGAUUGGCAUUGGUGCAAUUGCAAGCAAUGGAGUCGAAUGCGCAGAAAUGGGAAAGAAAAUGUUUGAAAGAGGUGGAAAUGUUGCUGACGUUGCUGUGACGACAAUGCUGUGUGAAGGAAUUUCUAGUCCGCAGUCGUGUGGUAUCGGUGGAGGCUUCAUAGCUGUAAUUUAUCUCAAAAGCCAAGGCAUCAUUCAAACUAUCAAUGCACGUGAAAGAGCACCAAGAAACUCAACAGUUGACAUGUAUGUAGCUGAACCAAAAGAAUCAACUCAUGGUGGUAAAGCAGUUGCAGUUCCUGGCGAUCUUAAAGGAAUGUGGGAAAUGCACCAAAAGUACGGUUUAUUGAAAUGGAAAGAAGUUCUUGAACCAGUCAUUGAUAUGUGUAAAAAUGGACAUACUGUCGGUCCAUUCCUCGAAGAAAUGCUCACAGCUUAUGAAGAUGAGCUGCUAGCGGAACCAAGUUUGCGAGAAAUCUUUAUGAACCCAGCUACAAACCGAACAUGGAAGUUGAAUGAUAAAAUGAAGCGACCAAAACUUGCAGAAACACUUGAAAUUAUAGCAAAUGAAGGGAUUGAUGCUAUGUACGGUGGUGGUAAGAUUGGAAAAAAGUUUGUUGCUGAUGUGCAAAAAUAUGGUGGAAUAAUGAUUGAGAAGGACUUGAAGGACUAUAGAGUUGAAUGGUCAGACCCAGUCAGCACAACAAUAACCAACAACAGCACAGUCUACACAAGUCCCUUACCCAGCAGUGGUUCCAUGUUAAUUCUAAUGUUGAAUAUUCUCAGAAAUGACAAAUUAGAACCAAAUCUUGUCAGUUACCAAAGAAUGAUAGAAUCAAUGAAGCUGUCAUUCGCACACCGGACAAUGAUCGGAGCUGAAGCUAACGAAGAAGUUCUUGCGAUUGCUAAAAACAUGGUUUCGAAGUCGUACGGGGAUGCAUUAAGAAGGUUCGUUAACGACAACAAAACAUCAACAGAUGUCAAAUACUACGGUGUAAAACACGCAGACGUUGAUGAUCGCGGAACUGCACAUAUAUCAAUUUUAGCACCAAAUGGAGAUGCAAUUGCUGUAACAAACACAAUUAAUGACAUUUUUGGAGCUAUGUGGAGAUCACAGUCGACCGGAAUCAUUCCAAAUGAUGAAAUGGAUGACUUUUCAGUUCCUGGAAAAGCUAACGCGGAUGGAGUGUUGCCAUCACCAAAUAAUUUUGCAAUUCCUGGAAAUAAUCCAAUUUCGUCAAUGACUCCGACUAUUGUGCUUGAUAGGAAUGGUGAUGUAAGACUCCUUAUUGGAGCCGCUGGUGGUCGUCGAAUCAUCACAAGCACAUUCUACACCCUUUACAGAAACAUCUUUUUCAAUGAAACCCUCGAAGAUGCAAUGGCAGCGCCUAGAAUUCAUCAUCAAUUGACACCAAUGGAGCUUGUUUAUUCAUCACAUUUUGAUGCUGAUAUUAUUAAAUCUUUAAAUGAGACAAUGGGACACAAAGUGAGAGCAACUCCUAGAAUUGCUAAUGUUGUUGGUGUUUCUGUGGAAAAUGGUAAUGUCAAAGCUAGUUAUGAUCCAUUCAGGGGUGGAAGUACUGUUAUUUUUGAGGGAAAAUAUUGAUUUUGUAGGUGGAUGAAAUUAAAUGAGGUUCUAUGUUAAGAUAGUCGGUUUUAUAGUUAUUUCUGCAAAUAAAUCUGAUUUUUGUACAAAAAUUUAAACGAA
Chironomus riparius is the source of this 1901-nucleotide messenger RNA. The record is from the annotation of a GenBank genome assembly. NCBI's taxonomy places the organism in Eukaryota, Metazoa, Arthropoda, Insecta, Diptera, Chironomidae.